GCCGGCGGUCAGGAGGACCACAUCUCCUUCGGUUGUGGCGGCGCCCGCGCCUUCUGUGGCGUUGGGGGAGGGGGUGUGGGGCAGGCGGCCCUGACUCCUCUUUCCUCGUCGGCGGUCAGGUGGACCGCUUCUCCUUCGGCUGUGGCGGCGCCCGCGCCUUUUGUGGCGUUGGGGGAGGGGGGUUUGGGGCAGGCGGCCCUGACUCCUCCUUCCUCGUCGGCGGUCAGGAGAUCCGAGCCUCCUCCCAGUGUACCCAUUGCUAUGGGUCCCGGAUUGGGGUACUUGUCCGAGGGGUAUGGGAGCCCGCAGCCGCCUCUUCCGGUAUCCUUGGUUGACCCUUCGUGGGUGUCAGCGCGAGGUGUUACUAGGGAGGAGGUCGUUGCUUUUGACGGGAUCCCGGACCCGACCUCGACGGGGAGGCGGAUGAGUGCUCGCAUUCAGGAGCUUCCGGAGGUUGAUGACAUGCAGCAGAGGUGCGCUAUGAGGGCGGCCAAGCUUCAUGAUGCUGCGAUCUCUACUGGUUAUUUUCCGAGCCACGGCCGUGAUCCGUUCAUGGUCGCUACUCACUCCGAUGGAGGCCAGGGAGCAUUUGGUUACUGGAUCUAUCCGCUGGGAGAUGGUAGCUCGGGAUAUCUUCAACCGGUUUGGAUGGCGGUCAUGUAAUAGGAUAGGCAAUUAGUUUACCUAUUUAUCUUUAGCCAGCCGGUUGUGGCGCCUUAUCUUGGCUAGUCUGUGUGUCCAGCCUCUUUAGCUCUAUGUGAGCUGUCUUUUUAUUACUUUUCAGUCGGAGACUUUGGAACCUUGUUGGAACCUUUUAUUUCGUUAAUAAGAUGGCCGUAUGCAUCAUUCUGAUGCAGAGGCCGGGGAGAUCCCCCUUUUUGAAAAAAAAAAUCUGGCAUAUAUUACACAAGGAAUACUUUCAGUAUAUCUGUCACACAUGUUUUCCUGUUAUGAUGGUGCCAAGUAGUAGUAGUACACAAGGAAUACUUUCAGUAUGUCUGUCACACAUGUUUUCCUGUUAUAAUGGUGCCAAGUGGUAGUAGUACAAAGUUAAACUAAUCAAUCUGAAACUUCCAUGUGUUUUGCCUCUAAUUGCAGUUGCUAAAUACCUUUACUCACAACUAAGUGCUAAACUAUUUGUCAUCACUAAUUUCAGGACCAUAAUGUAACUGUGAUGCUUCUUCCAAGCUUUGACUCCGGAGCCUAGCACCGGUGCUGCAGGGAUGUUCGAUUUCUUUUCAUGGCAUCUAUAACUUCCUCACUCAAUUUGUCACACCUCUCGGGAAGCCAAUCUCUUGGGCAGGGCUUGACACUUGAAGACCAUCUUCUACAGUGUGUGUACAGAUAACAUGUUACAGUUCUUUUGUAGUGGCAGAAACUUCACCUUACCGGCAGUGCUGGUUGUAGCAAAUUAGCAAUAGCUUAUUUUUUGAAUUCUGGCCCUAAACUGACCACGAAUCUUGUGUAUGUGUUCAUUGAUAAUAUGAUGAAUUUUGGCUGCAA
This is a messenger RNA of Triticum aestivum (bread wheat), 1503 nucleotides long. RefSeq lists its product as uncharacterized. Bases 262 to 663 code for a protein of 133 amino acids. The transcript has 2 exons. Lineage: Eukaryota; Viridiplantae; Streptophyta; Magnoliopsida; Poales; Poaceae. The record is from RefSeq and is a predicted model, not a curated record.